AUGAAAGGAAAGCAAUGGAAAAUAAAAACUGUUAGUAGACAGAAAAAUGAAAUAAAUAAAGUCAAAAAUAAAAUAUAUUUGGUUAAUUCCCCAGCAAAUAAGAAUUAUAGAAGCGCAAUAGUUUAUGAUAAUGCUUAUAAGGAUGACGUAAAGGACUAUGGACAACAAGAACAAGGCAAGCUGCGACAUUUGACCGAUAAUGACGAUAGUAAAGCCAAUAAUGUUAAUAUUUGGGAGUUCAUGAACGAAAUUAAAAAUGGUAUAUUGGGAUUAGAGAUUGAUUUGAAUCUAAAUUAUGGAGACACUAGCAGUACUGGCAGUGAAAACGAUACUGAUAGUGAUAAAGAGAAUGACAAUACUAAUAUAUUGAAUUUCACCAGUGAUUUUAUUCAUAGUAGCAGAACUAGACAAGUUCGAACCGCUACUACUGUUACACAUCAUGGUCAUAAUAGGAAUGGAAAUAGUAAAGCGUUGAAAGCAAACGGUGAUAAUGCAACACUGGACAAUAAUACUGACACUAGCGCAAGAAAUAAUGGUACAGGAAAAGAUAGAGAUGCAGAUGCUAUGAAGUAUCUUGGUAUUAAAGAAUUCAACACAACUAGGAAGCAGGAGAAGAAAGACUAG
This is a messenger RNA of Tetrapisispora phaffii CBS 4417, 624 nucleotides long. RefSeq lists its product as uncharacterized. NCBI's taxonomy places the organism in Eukaryota, Fungi, Ascomycota, Saccharomycetes, Saccharomycetales, Saccharomycetaceae. The transcript has a single exon. The coding region runs from base 1 to 624 and encodes 207 amino acids. The record is from RefSeq and is a predicted model, not a curated record.